Molecule: messenger RNA, 580 nt
Organism: Mustela erminea (ermine)
Lineage: Eukaryota; Metazoa; Chordata; Mammalia; Carnivora; Mustelidae
Product: ATP-binding cassette sub-family A member 10-like
Exons: 4
Coding region: 28-360 (110 amino acids)
Molecular function (GO): ATP hydrolysis activity; ATP binding
Source: RefSeq, a predicted model, not a curated record
CACAAGCAGGGCGAGGGGCAGAGAGAGAUGGAGAAGCAGACUGUCCAUGGAGCAGGAAACCCAACAGUGGGGAUCUCCCCAAGAAGUAGAGAAAAUCAUCCAAAUCCAGAAGAGCCAGAAGAAGAUAAUGAAGAUGUUGAAGUUGAAAGAGUGAACACAACAAAUGCAUUCACUACUCUGAACCUGAAUGAGAAACCAUUCAUAAUGGCAAGCUGUUUACACAAAGAACAUACACGGAAUAAAGAAAGUUGCUUUUCAAUAAUAAAGAAGAAAAUAGCCAUAAGAAAUGUCUACUUCUGUAUUAAAAAAGGUGAAGUUUUGGGAUUUCUGGGACACAAUGGAGCUGGUAAAAGUACUUAAAUUGAAAUGGUAACAGGAGACACAAAGCCAGCUGCAGGAGUGGUACGUGAAGAAACCAAGCUCAUUGCCAGGGGAAAUUUCACUUUAAAUAUCAAUACCAUCCUUAUAUUUUUCUACCAGUAAAUCAAAUGAUUUUUUAAGAAAACAAAUAAAUAAAUGAAAAGUAUUAUGAAAUAUCUCUGCAUGCUCAAAAAAUAGUGAUGCAUAAUGGCUUUUUUUU